This is a messenger RNA of Phlebotomus papatasi, 992 nucleotides long. It is a transcript of the gene png, whose product is annotated as serine/threonine-protein kinase Nek3. The transcript has 2 exons. The record is from RefSeq and is a predicted model, not a curated record. Gene Ontology annotation, molecular function: protein kinase activity; ATP binding. NCBI's taxonomy places the organism in Eukaryota, Metazoa, Arthropoda, Insecta, Diptera, Psychodidae. The coding region runs from base 1 to 843 and encodes 280 amino acids. Gene Ontology annotation, biological process: protein phosphorylation.
AUGUCCAUUAAAGAAAUUGAGAACUAUUCCUACAUCCGGUGCCUCGGAAAUGGGACUUAUGGGGACGUGAAGCUCUAUCGAGAUAUCCGGACGAAGCAGAAAGUUGUGAUAAAGACCAUAAAGCUCCUGACGAACAAUUUAUCUAUCCAUGACGUUGCCAAGGAGAUCAUGAUCAUGUCCAAAUUGGACCAUCCCCGAGUGAUAAGAUUCCUUUCGUGCUUCGAGGACAGCGUUGGCCAGAAGUUGAAUAUCGUGAUGGAGUACGCCAGCGGAGGGACUCUGCAUGGUCUGAUCGAGCAGCAAAAGGCAGAGGGAGUGUUCUUCGAGCAGGAAGUUAUCUUGAGACUAUUCUGUGAAUUGCUGAUGGGGAUCGAUUAUCUGCAUAUGCGGCAUGUCAUCCACUGCGAUCUUAAGCCUGAAAAUGUCCUUCUGGACAGCAGUAUGAGAGUGAAAAUUGGCGACUUUGGCAUUUCCUUCGUGACCAGUGAUCCUUCUAAAGCCGUCGAAGCUUCGUACUUCGGAACGCCAAUCUAUAUGGCUCCGGAAGUUUACACCAUGCGUUCAUACAGCUCCCUAAGCGAUGUCUGGGCACUGGGAGUGAUCCUGUAUGAGAUGUGCACCCUCAAGCCGCCCUUUGGGGGCACCACAAUUGAACAACUGACCAAGGACAUUCACAGAGGGAAAUUCGAGCCAAUCCCGUGCAAAACUCUUGGCUACGAUAUGAAUUUUCAGGUGAUUGUGAAGUUGAUGAUCCAGCCAAAGCUUAAAGAUCGCUGUUCAUUGAGUGGAAUCAUUGCCCAUCCUUUCAUUACGAAAUCCUUCUACGAAACAUUUUUUUCUUGAUUUCUUAAUUAAUUUAUUGUUUAAGGAAAAAUUUUAUUCUCAGUGUACAAGAAUCCCAGGCUCAAUUCUCCUCCAUUGGCUCCUCUUCUUGUGUCGUUCCUGACCAGGGAAGAUUUUUUUUUUAAAGAAUAAAUAUGACAUUCACGGUA